Molecule: messenger RNA, 1334 nt
Organism: Puma concolor (puma)
Lineage: Eukaryota; Metazoa; Chordata; Mammalia; Carnivora; Felidae
Gene: NDRG3
Product: NDRG family member 3
Source: RefSeq, a predicted model, not a curated record
CCUCUCGCAGCCGCUGCUGCCGCUGGUGCACUGCUGGCGGGUGCCCGAGCCUCAGAGUUACUGAUUUAUUCUUGAGAAUCCUCUACUCUCAUCUGUCCUGAUGGAUGAACUUCAGGAUGUUCAACUCACAGAGAUCAAACCACUUCUAAAUGAUAAGACUGGUACACGAAACUUCCAGGACUUUGACUGUCAGGAACAUGACAUAGAAACAACUCACGGUGUGGUUCACGUCACCAUCAGAGGCCUCCCAAAGGGAAACAGACCAGUUAUUCUGACAUAUCAUGACAUUGGCCUCAAUCAUAAAUCCUGUUUCAAUGCAUUUUUUAACUUUGAGGAUAUGCAAGAGAUCACCCAGCACUUUGCUGUCUGUCAUGUGGAUGCCCCAGGCCAGCAGGAAGGUGCACCUUCUUUCCCAACAGGGUACCAGUACCCCACAAUGGAUGAGUUGGCUGAAAUGCUGCCUCCUGUUCUUACCCACUUAAGUCUGAAAAGCAUCAUUGGGAUUGGAGUUGGAGCUGGAGCUUACAUCCUCAGCAGAUUUGCACUCAAUCAUCCAGAACUCGUGGAAGGCCUUGUGCUCAUUAACGUUGACCCUUGUGCUAAAGGCUGGAUUGACUGGGCAGCUUCCAAACUCUCAGGCUUGACAACUAAUGUUGUGGACAUUAUUUUGGCUCAUCACUUUGGGCAGGAAGAGUUGCAGGCCAACCUGGACCUGAUUCAAACUUACCGACUGCAUAUUGCCCAAGAUAUCAACCAAGAAAACCUACAGCUCUUCCUGGGUUCUUAUAAUGGACGCAGAGACCUGGAGAUUGAAAGACCGUUGCUGGGCCAAAAUGAUAAUAAAUCGAAGACAUUAAAGUGUUCUACUCUACUGGUGGUAGGGGACAGUUCACCUGCAGUCGAGGCUGUGGUUGAAUGCAAUUCUCGCCUGAAUCCUAUAAAUACAACUUUGCUAAAGAUGGCAGACUGUGGUGGGCUACCCCAAGUAGUUCAGCCUGGAAAGCUCACCGAGGCCUUCAAGUACUUUUUGCAGGGAAUGGGCUACAUACCAUCUGCCAGCAUGACCCGGCUCGCCCGAUCACGAACCCACUCAACUUCAAGUAGCAUCGGCUCUGGAGAAAGUGCCUUCAGCCGAUCUGUCACCAGCAAUCAAUCAGAUGGAACUCAAGAAUCCUCUGAGUCCCCUGAUGUUGUGGACAGACACCAGACCAUGGAGGUGUCCUGUUAAGCAGAUGAUCCUCCCCUGGACCAUGCAAGUCCAUCCUCCUUCAAACGACCACUCCAUAAUAUAACAUUUCAUCCAGCAAACUGGCAUCUAUCUUUAACUCCUGCAU